Molecule: messenger RNA, 1338 nt
Organism: Racocetra persica
Lineage: Eukaryota; Fungi; Glomeromycota; Glomeromycetes; Diversisporales; Gigasporaceae
Source: the annotation of a GenBank genome assembly
UCUUGGUAAUAUUUCAAAUGAUUCUAUUUUGGCUUCAGAAGCAGAUUCCACACAAACAGAGACGACGCAAUCAUCAUAUAGUGAGGGCGACCCCAAGAGGAUAUUUGGAACGAAUUUGAUGCAAUUAUCAAUGGAAGAGGGAUACAUAAAGGGGCACGAUGUAGGAAGAGCUCAUGAAAUGAAGGCUCACCUCACACUGAAAUGUAAAAGAAGAGUGCCAAAAGAUAUUCGAAUUAAGGUACUUCGGGAUAUUCAAAAUGAGGAUGGGUCAACUUCAAAAAAAAAAAGGAAAUCAGACUAUCCUAUAUUAACUAUGGACGUAUACUACAACACAAAAGAAGCCAUUGAUAAAGCUAAAGAAACAAGGGCCAAUAAAUCGCUGAUCAAAUGGAUUGUGUGUUCCGGUAUCUCAUUUUCCACCUUUGAUUCUCCUUAUUUUGAGGAUUUUACAAAGUUAUUAAACCCAGGGUAUAAUUCACCUAAGAGAACUACGUUGGCAACAUCAAUCUUGGAUGUAGAAGCAGCGAACAUAACACUAAAAAUAGAGAAAGAACUAUUGAAAUCUAAAAAUCUAACGCUGUGUGUAGACAGUUGGUGCAGUCCAUUAAAACGUAGCAUAUAUGCCUUUGUGAUAAUGACGGAUGAGAAGAAACAAUAUAUUUAUUCUUUACGUGAUUUUUCAAUGUCCUCUCAUACGGCAAAUUUUAAUGCUGAAAGAAUAAGAGAAGUAAUAGAAAAUGUUGGACCUGAAAAAUUUGUUGCAGUGGUGUCUGAUGCAGAAUCGGCAAUGAUAGCGGCAAAACGUCUGGUUGCAACACAAUAUCCGCAUAUUUUACCUGUUAGAUGCAUUGCACAUCACAUGCAAUUAAUCUCUAGCAGUAUCUGUCAUUUACUUCAUGCACGAGCUAUUCUUUCUAACUGUCAAACAGUCAUAAAGUUUUUUAGGAAUUAUUAUAUUGCUGGUGCCACCCUUAAUCAAGAAAUUAUAUCUACUUUCACUGUCAGUGGAAAUUUAAAAUCGAGCACUAAAACCCGGUGGUCAACAGUUUUAGAACAAGAUCCUCAAAUUUUUAAUCGGGUGAGCGCUGUAAAAGAGUUAAUUGGUGAUCGUCAAUUUUGGAUUGACGUGGAACAAUUGCGGGAUAUUCUCCGCCCAGUAAAACGGGCUGUAAAAAAUGUGGAGUUACAAACCACCUUGUUAGCUAAUGUGUUUGUUGAACUAGUAAAAAUGGCAAUCCAAUCAAAGAAACUUCUGUUUUAUAUAAUAGCCAAUUUCGACGAGAUUCUUAACAUAUAUAAAAAUCAUAUUCUUAAAAAGGCUUUAGAAAUAUGGAAGAA